Coregonus clupeaformis (lake whitefish) is the source of this 5875-nucleotide messenger RNA. RefSeq names its product GDNF family receptor alpha-4. Gene Ontology annotation, cellular component: external side of plasma membrane; signaling receptor complex. The transcript is spliced from 8 exons. Gene Ontology annotation, biological process: nervous system development. Gene Ontology annotation, molecular function: signaling receptor activity. The record is from RefSeq and is a predicted model, not a curated record. Bases 504 to 1880 code for a protein of 458 amino acids. NCBI's taxonomy places the organism in Eukaryota, Metazoa, Chordata, Actinopteri, Salmoniformes, Salmonidae.
CAACACUGCUUGGUGUUUGAGAUGCUCCAUGCAGUCUGACUAUUCAAUUUUCAACUCUUGCAAGCGCAACUAAGGACCGACGACGCAAGUCGACAUAAGUGAAAUUGAGAAUUAUUCAAAACUAAUUCAAGUGGACUGGCCUCCGUGUCGCUUGACAGCAUCUGGAAACUUUGGAGCGACAUUUUUCUAAAUUGGUGGUGACCGCGGAACGCUUGCAGUGUAUUUGGAGUAUUCUUGACCACUGCAGGCUAAUCAAAAUAUACAUGUAAUUUAUUUUACUGCCAACCCUCUCUUUGAAAAAGAAAAAAAAACGCGACAACUGCAAUUACUGCAUUCGUGCGAGUACAGGUUUCGGAAUUGUCACACAUUUGCAAGUAUCCGCUACCUUGUCUCAGUCGAACCUGGGACAUACGCGGUGUGGCUGGAUGUUGCAGGCGGCGGGUCAGUGAGCGCGAGGACCAAGUGCCUCUACGAAGUCCCCAACUCCCGACCUCUCUUACCUGAUGCCGUGCAUGAUGAUUGUCCUUGGAAUACUUAUGAAUGUCCUCAGUCAUGGCAGCGUGCUGGCAGGCUCCAUAGACUGUCAGGAGGCUGAGCGAGGCUGUGUGCAGGAUCAGGGCUGCAUGGGGGUGUACAGGGUGCUGGAGUACUGUGCUGCUGAGGAGGCCGUGUCGCCCCUGGGCCCAGAUGCCCGGGGGGAGUGUCUGGAGGCCCAGAGCGCCCUGCAGCAGUAUCGGCCCCUCCAGGCCUGCAAGUGCCAGCGCGGCUCCCGCCGGGAGGAGCUCUGCCUCAGGGUCUACUGGACCGUCAGAUUCGCUGUGUAUGAUGAGUACGAGGUGUCUCCGUAUGAGGAUCUGGAGGUGGAGUUUGUGAGGCACAUAGAGAUGUCACGCAUGGCCUCUAUCAUGGCAGCCUCCUCUCUGCCUCUGGAUGGACAGAACCAGUGUCUGAAAGCAGCCCAGGACUGUGGUCUGUAUGAGAAGUGUGGUUCUCUGAGGUCGGAGUAUGUUGUGGCCUGCACCAAGCGGGCUCCGGGCUCCGACGGCAGCUGUAACAGACAGAAGUGCCACCGGGCGCUGCGUCGCUUCCUGGAGCGGGUACCAGAGGAGUACAGCUUCGCCCUGCUAUUCUGUCCCUGCUCCGAUGCUCUCUGUGGGGAGCGCCGGCGGAAGACCAUCGUACCGUCGUGUUCCUAUGAGGAGAGAGACGGCAAACCCAACUGCCUCAGCCUGCAGGGCUACUGUGCCAGGGAUGAGCUGUGUAGAUCUCGUCUGGCUGAUUUCCAGCACAACUGCCAGCCCUCGUCCCACUCUCCCUCUGGCUGCAUGAGAGAGAGUGGAGCCGUCUGCCUUAAGGCCUACGCAGGACUCAUAGGCACCAUCAUGACCCCCAACUACGCAAACAAUCUCAGUAUGGACGUGUCCCAGUGGUGCAGCUGUGAGGGAAGUGGGAACCUGUGGCAGGACUGUCUGCACAUCCUGCACAUGUUCCACAGAAACAUCUGUCUGCGUAAUGCUAUCAAUUAUUUGGGUGGCUCUUCCCCUCGCCUCGUGGAGAGCACGACCCUGCCCCCCCGUCGCCACGCAUCAGCCACCCCCUCCCCACGCAUCUUUCAGGACAAGGACAAGAUCAAUGUCAACGUCAACAUUUUAUCAGAACGCAACAGUGUGAGUGUGGAGGACAGUGAGGAAGAGGAGGUAGAGGAAGAAAGCCAGGAAUUCAACGUUAUCCCACUGUAUUCUGAGAAGGAGAAGUCUAGUGUGGGCUCCGGGACCCGAGGGGGCCAUAGAGGAGCGGCAGGCCACACAGCACCCAUGCUGCCCCUGCUGCCGCUGCUGCUGCUGCCUGCUUCUAUGCUGGGCUGGGGGUGUCAGGUAUAACGAGCCCCCCUACUACCCCGUCUUACACUCAGCUACAGUAUCACAUUCACUGGGUCACCUCCACCAUGGCACUGAGACUGAUGAGGAGACUUAAGGCUGAGGGAAGAACGACCACAAUGAGGAAAUGGACAUUCACAGCUUUCUCCUAUGGCACUCUGUCUUACAUUCGUUUCUUACUUUCUGUUUUCCUUUGUUACUUUCCACCGUUGUUUUUCUCCAACCUCUAUCUCUCCUGCUCCGACUACUCAUGAUCUUUAGUAGUCCUAGCUGCCCAUCUCUUAGCUCUUCUCUCUCACAUCAGUAGACAUGGAGUUGAACAAGCUGUGCAGAUAAAUAAAUAAAUGGAUGAAUUAAUAAGGUCUGUCUGGAUGAAUCGAUGUGGCUGUCUGUCCAGUGCCUGCCUCAAGAUUGGGUAUCCAGCUCCACUCUCCCUCUUCAUGAGGAGCCCACAUCGCCCAAGGCCAGUAACAGCACCUAUCUCAAAGAAAACAUGACCAAUGAUUGGUGGAACCAUGAUAGUUAGUUACUUUGAUUUUUGGGCCAUGCCUCACAUCUCUCUCCUUCAUUAUCUUCUCUUAUUUCAUCAUGCUGUGUUCCCUUGGAUAGGAGGGUUGUUGGGUAAGCCACUCUGUCUAUGUUGUUUUUGCCAUAAGCCAAUAACUAAAGAAAAGAUAGAUUGAGGGAUGAUGUAGUUCGGUAGUUCUGUAGUUUUGUAGUUCUGUAGUUCUGUAGUUUUGUAGUUCUGUAGUUCUGUAGUUCUUCCUCCUAUCUCUAUGUUUCUCCCCUUGUUUGCUCCCUCUUCACCAGCUCAGACUAGAUGCCACUGGCCUAUUGUUUCCCCUCUCUAGUUCAUACACCACUUAUUCUCCACUUAGUUGAGGAGGUCUGAGAAAUCCACCACAGGCACAAUAAUGAGACAAAAUUCUAGUAAUGACAAUGGCAUAGGAAAACAACAUAAGCAAUAAAACAUGAAAUCAGAUGGCUCAGCGGGCAGGUGCUGGGGCCGUCUGGGUUUGGGCUCAGCGGGCAGGUGCUGGGGCCGUCUGGGUUUGGUCUCAGGGGAGAGAGGAACCAAUUUACUGCUGUCUGAGGUUCACGAAUGCUUUCAGUCCCUAGGUGUUGUUAUAGUUUUGGAGAGACAGUAUCACACUUAGCCAUCCUUUUCCUGACUGUGUUUGAUUAGGGAGAGAGUGGGGAGAUGGGGAAGGGUACUGUAGCGCCUCUGGCAACUCUGAUCAUUGAGCAUUACAUUGAGCCUCUCUCUUUCUCUCUCUCAAUCUCUCUCUCUGUCUCUCUCUCUCUCUCUCUCUCUCUCUCUCUCUCACUCUCUCUCUGCCUGAUAAAUAUUUUGCUGAUGUUAAUGUUUUUUUCUUUCUUGCAUCACUAAUGUUUUUGUGAACUUGGAAAAUUAGCUCCCACCUGAGGGGAAGUAGGUAUAAUGUUGUUUGUGAUGGUUAAAGGGGGACCUACUUUACUGUGGGAUUGUGAAUGUGAUGUUUAUUCAUCUACAUCUUUCCCUUCUAGAUGGGGAUGUUAGAUAUGACUCAUGUUCUCACAGAUAAUACAUGAUGCUUAAAAUAGAUAAAUAUUUACUGGGCAUAUCGGCGCUACAGAUAUCUACGCCAGCAGCAUACCACCCUGCAUCCCACUGCUGGCUUGCCUCUGAAGCUAAGCAGGGUUGGUCCCUGGAUGGUAGACCAGAUAUUGCUGGAAGUGGUUUUGGAGGACCAGUAGGGGGCACUCUUUCCUCUGGUCUAAGGAGAUCACAAUGACCCAUGGUAGUGAAGGGAACAUUGCCCUGCAUAUGGUGCCGUCUUUCGGAUGGGACGUUAAAACGUUCUGACUCUCUGUGGUCAAUGAAGAUCCCAUGGCACUUAUCGUAAGAGUAGGGGUGUUAAGCCCGGUGUCCUGGCUAAAUUCCCAAUCUCAUACCAUCAUGGCCAUCUAAUCAUCCCCAUUACCUGGUCAAAUAAGGGUCAAUAAAUAAAUAAUUGCAUCAUUUGCCACCAGUAUCUAAGAAUGGAUGGGACCAGGGUGAGGGGAGUAGCUUUGACUUAAUUCUGAGUGUUAAUUAAGCAGGCAAGAUGGCGUUAGUGCAGCCUAACACCCUCUCCAAUCUGGACAGUGACGUUCAUGAUGACUGUUGUUAUUUUUUAAUAGGCACUGUCAUUUCUCACUGCCUGGCAAUGGAUCCUUAUGCUAGUGAUCAUCAAAGUGAGUGACAGCACCAGAGGUGAUGUGAGAGCGGCAAGCCUUGAUUUACACACUGAAACAUCCUAAAUAAAUAUGAGCAUAAGCCAUACAAGCGAACAGCAAGAGGGAUCGAGCGUGCCAACUCUAAAUUUAUAACGUUGGUUUUGUUUGUACAGCUGUACACAUAUUUCCCUCCCCAGCCCAAACGCUUUUAAUAAUAUCCAAAUAUGUCUGAUUUUGUGUUCGAUUACCAUACCCAAUGCGGAGUCGAUAUAGUGUUUUUAUACUAAAAUUAAUCUACGGAUAAAGGGAGAGGUAGGGGGGAUUUGGGAAAGAUGGGGAGAGUGACCGACAUAGAUGCAGAGAGACUUAGAGAGAGAAAGACGGCGCUGGCUCCUAAGGCUCUCAGUAGCAUUAGUGUUGUAGUCAAGCCUCUGAGAUUUAUUUUCGUGCCUGUGGCUAUGAGGUGAGUGUCUGUUCCACUGCAUUACUGCUGUGCUUUAAUUUGCCUUCACCUCAGCUUCUCCUCACAGACAGACAGCACCACUCUCCCAUACAUACUGUACAUUCCCAUCACUGUCUGUCACCAGGUCCAUUUUAAAAUCAUCUGCUGCCCCUCACAGACAAAAUGCCUCUACAUCUACUACUACUCAUGUUUUCUUUUCAUGUGGAAACAACAAACACUGUACCAUCAAAUUCCUGCAAAGCUUUUUUUUUUGGGGGGGGGGGGUAUGUAUACUUUAAACAGCUAAUGUAUAUACAUUUGUGUGGUUUGUUUUCUCUUGUCGUUAUAAUCAUUGAGAGUGGGCUGUGCCAUAUAUGGCUGGGUCUUCCCUAUUACAGCACAUAUUGGAUCUUAUGUAAUUCCUCUUGUAAGUGGUUAUAUGUAUGGAUUAUGGUCAAGCAUCUGUCAGUAUCUCUGUCUGUUUGUAACAGUGUAACCCUGUUGUUCUGCAGUGUUCCGUUUAUGUUGCUGGCGUUGGCACAGGUAUAAAACAGUAACGACAGCACCUCCAUAGCUUGACCUUGAUAUCCAUGUUGAUGGUCAUUUUUUGUCGGGUAUAUGAUGAUCAUCAUGUUCCACAUUAGAAUCAAACUGCUCAUUUACUCAGCCGAUGCCACCAAGCCCCUCUCAGUCGUGUGAAAUAGGAUUAGCUGUCUGAAUCACACCACUCCUGAGAGUUGUUGCAUGAACACUCUGUGGAUAUGGUGUAAGACCACCUCUUGAACGUGAUCCUCAGUUGGCAAGCUGGUUAAUACAUUCAACUUGAGCAGUUGCCUGCCUCUCUGCCAACCUUCUAAAACAGUUUUGGGCUCUGUCCAUUAGUAUCAAAAUGGUCAACAUUUUGAAAAUGGACCCCUGUUAUUUAUGGAUGAGGCCAGUGAAAUAAAUGAUACAUGUAACAUAGUAAAGCGCAUUGCUCUGAAGUGCCUAUGUAGUCUUCAGUUGGAGCGAGGAACGAAGGACUCUAGGUGGGCUGAGUUGAACAUGAAACAGCCGCUGGAUUAGCAGAGACAUUAAUCCUUGUUUUGAUAAUGAGGUUUUCUAGAACUUCAGAAAGUUCAGCAAUGCCAAAAUGUCCCAGCCAUCAGUGCUGCUUUAAGCCACACAGUGCACUGCUCACCCCUACCUCUGUCACCAUCCAUCCACCUCCUUGGCCAUGAAUUCUGCCUAGCCCUAUUCAUAGCUGGUGAUGUGGGUUUAGAAACAGGUGUGAGCUCUGUGUGAUUCUUCAUCAAGAGUGAGAAAUGUACCAUGCUGUGUGAAAAAACUACAUACAAUAAUAAAACAUCUCUAAUUA